CGGAAAAGUGAAGAGAGAGAGAGAGAGAGAGAGAGAAAUUGUAUUAUUGCUUGGUUAAAAGAAGACACAUUUUCAAGAAACUCCACUCUCUCUCUCUUAUUCUCUCCUCACUAACUCUCCAAUGAAGCCACAGCAAUGGAUUAUCAAAGCCACAAUUUGCGUAACUGUGCUCUUGUUAGCAGCACAAUGUCUCUCAGCCUCAGAAAUCGAUGAAAUUGUAAAAUUGCCAGGCCAACCAGAGGUCAGUUUCAAGCAGUACGCAGGUUACAUAACAAUUGAUGAAAACCAUAAGAGAGCUCUUUUCUACUACUUUGUGGAAGCAGAGAUAAACUCAGCUUCGAAGCCUCUUGUUCUCUGGCUAAAUGGAGGGCCUGGUUGCUCUUCUAUUGGAGCAGGAGCUUUCUGUGAGCAUGGACCUUUUAAACCAAGUGGAGACAUACUACUUAAAAAUGAUUUUAGCUGGAAUAAAGAAGCAAAUAUGUUAUACCUGGAAUCACCUGCAGGAGUUGGCUUCUCCUACUCUGCUAAUGAUUCCUUCUACGCUUCUGUGAAUGAUGAGAUAACAGCUCAAGACAAUCUUGCAUUUCUUGAACACUGGUUUUCCAAAUUCCCAGAAUAUAAAGAUAGAGAUUUCUUCAUAACGGGAGAGAGCUAUGCAGGUCAUUAUGCCCCACAGCUUGCACAGCUCAUUGUCCAGUCCAAUGCAAAAAUAAACCUGAAAGGGAUUGCAAUAGGAAACCCACUUCUAGAAUUUGAUACAGACUUCAAUUCACGAGCCGAAUAUUUUUGGUCUCAUGGUCUAAUAUCAGAUGCAACCUACCAGAUUUUUACCACAAUUUGUAACUAUUCUCAGAUCAGGAGAGAAUACGAAGCUAGUGGCUUUCUUUCCCCUGCUUGCUCUAAAGUGAAUAGUGAAGUCUCAAGAGAAGUUAGUAAAUUUGUUGAUACUUAUGACAUUACUCUUGAUGUUUGCUUAUCAUCUGUCCAAUCCCAAGCGCAUCUGUUGAAUCAAAUGGAAUAUGCUGGGCAAAUUGAUGUCUGCGUAGAAGAUAAAACAGUGAAGUAUUUAAACAGAAAAGAUGUUCAAGAAGCUCUUCAUGCUCAGCUUCUUGGUGUCAAUGCAUGGACUGUGUGCACCGAUGUGGUGAAGUAUAAUACUCAAAAUCUAGAAAUACCUACCAUUCCUAUUAUUGGCAAGCUUGUCAAAUCCGGCAUUCGAGUUUUUGUUUACAGUGGAGACCAAGAUUCAGUCAUUCCACUUACUGGAACAAGAUCACUGGUGAAUGGAUUGGCAAAGCAAUUAGGACUCAACACAACUGUUCCCUAUAGAACCUGGUUCGAGGGAAAACAGGUUGCUGGUUGGACACAAGUAUAUGGAGAUAUCUUAUCUUUUGCCACCAUUAGAGGUGCAUCUCAUGAAGCUCCAUUUUCACAGCCAGAGAGAUCCCUUGUGCUAUUUAGUUCAUUUUUAGAGGGAAAACAACUCCCAGAAGCCUUCUCUUUCGCCGAUAAAUUUCAUAAAUAGUCAUUUCAUAUCAGUAGUUGACAUUGUAAAUUGUUGCUGCGAGUACUAGCAUUUCUCUCUAUCUGUUAGAUUAAACAUGUUAUUGCAUAUUGGCCGUAAAAAUUUUCCAUAAUCUUAUUAUUAUUUUAGCUGAGGAUUACUUACAA
Jatropha curcas is the source of this 1671-nucleotide messenger RNA. RefSeq names its product serine carboxypeptidase-like 45. The record is from RefSeq and is a predicted model, not a curated record. Lineage: Eukaryota; Viridiplantae; Streptophyta; Magnoliopsida; Malpighiales; Euphorbiaceae. Gene Ontology annotation, molecular function: serine-type carboxypeptidase activity. Gene Ontology annotation, biological process: proteolysis. Gene Ontology annotation, cellular component: vacuole.